AUGCGAGUGCGCCGCAGGGACAGAACGCUCCCUCGCGCCCUCCUCCACACGGCCGCCCUCUCCCACGAACGCCAACGCCCUUUAAAGGGACCCGAGAAACCAGGGGCGCCCGGCAGACCCCGCCCCCCAGCGCCGCCGCCAUCUUGUUGUUUUCUCCAGUUCCUCCCGGCUGCGCACGUGGCACGUCGCUGCGGAAGCCAGGGUGCCGCCCCCACUUCCGGCCAGACCGGUUCCAGCCGGCCGCGGCCCGCAGACGCGCGACUGCCCCCUGGCGGGCGGCCGCUCCCGGCCCCGCCCGCCCCCGCCGCCAUUGCCUCCCUUGCCGGUCUCACGUCCGCGCGCGCGCGCACUGCCAGUCCCGAGGGCGGCUGGGCGUGUGUGGGCGGGGCUGCCGGCGGCGCCGCGUCCUGUGCGCGCACGUGGCGCUUGGGUUCCACCGGGUCACCGGCCCCCUUGCUGGCACGCUGUUUGAACCGUCAAGAUCCACCAAGAUUCACUGUUACUCUUUCCGCGUUGGAGGAAAACAUGACGGAGGGGUUCUUUGUCAGCUUCAGUCUCUGUCCAGCAUCCACGUGGAAACCAGGGCUCUCCUAACACACAG
Molecule: messenger RNA, 601 nt
Organism: Hyaena hyaena (striped hyena)
Lineage: Eukaryota; Metazoa; Chordata; Mammalia; Carnivora; Hyaenidae
Product: potassium/sodium hyperpolarization-activated cyclic nucleotide-gated channel 2-like
Exons: 3
Coding region: 1-594 (197 amino acids)
Source: RefSeq, a predicted model, not a curated record